AUGGUAGGCGGUCAGGUAAUUAUUCUUCAUCCUUACGGGCAGCUUGAUAUGCAAUUAUUUUCAAAAACAAUUAGUCAUCAUCAAGUGUCAUAUCUGGGCACUGUACCAUCUCAGAUGAUUAAUUUAACUAAGUUUCUAAAUACUACAAAUCGAAAUUAUGUUUUUGAAACGCUUCGAUGUGUAUCAACCGGAGGAGAGUCGUUAUUCGUUGGCACUGUUGUAGAUAUGCAGCGUUACCUGAAAAAUAACUGCCGCAUUUACAACUAUUAUGGUCCUACUGAAUGUACAGAAGCAGCAGUUGAACAUUUAAUAACAGAAGACGACCUUGGUCGCGGUUCUAUACCGCUGGGACAGCCUAUGGCAAAUGUUUACAUCUAUGUCGUCGACAAGUAUCUUCAACCCAUAAUACCAGGCUUGCAUAUGGGUGAAAUUAUUAUUGGAGGUGCUGGUGUGUUCACCGGUUAUCGUAAUCGAAAUGAGUUAACGGCACAAGUCAUGUGUCAAAUCAUUAAUGAACUCUGCUAUAAGACAGGAGACUUAGGAUGUUUCAAUCCCAAAACCCGUUGUCUUGAGUACGGUGGUAGAGAAGACUACCAAGUGAAGCUUCGAGGACAACGUAUUGAAUUAAGUGAAAUUGAAUCAGUGAUUAUGAGUAUUGCCGCAAUGUGUGUUGUUGUCAAAGUAGUACAUAGCAACAAUGACUAUCUUGUUGCCUAUGUCGAAGAAAAGAGUAAUAGUGUAAAUGAAGAACAACUUCGACAACAUUGUCAGUCUCAUCUUCCACCACAUAUGAUUCCAUCAAUAUUUAUUAUUCUUGAUAAACUACCUUUGAAUCAAAAUGGAAAAGUAGAUCGAAAACAACUUCCUUCACCUGGAUUUUCUUUAUCGACUUCGUUAUCAUCCGAUAAAUCGAAUAUUCCCCUUAAUCAGUUCGAAAAACGUAUACUCACUAUUUGGUGUCUAGUUCUUCAUUGUGAUGAAAAUCACAUUUUCAGAACUACCAGCUUUUUCAGGGCUGGUGGUCACUCACUGUUAUUUAUUGAACUUUAUCAUCAUUAUCAAUCAGUAUUUAACUUUGAUGCCCAUACACUUUCGAUUGCUCCAUUUCUUCAACAACCAACUAUAUUUCAACAUUCACAGCUACUUCAAACAGUUAUAAUGAGUAAUAUCACGGCAACACAAUGGCACACAUUAAAUAUAAAUGAAGGUGUUGCUUCUUUUGCUCAAGAACGUAUCUUUCUUGAUCAACAAGUUCGUUUUUCGAGUGAUAUUGCUAUCUAUAAUGAAUUGUCCACUUUACAAAUUGUUCAAGGAUCAAUAUCAUUAACGCGUUUAUUACAAGCAUUUCGAUAUAUUCUCAAUAAACACAAAAUAUUACGGACAUCUCUUCUUUUUAACAAUGAUAAUGGUAUUUUGAAACAAUGUAUCACAGAAAUACAUAAAACAUUCACAAUAACUAUGCAUCAAACAUUUAGAAAUGAUAUUGAACUUCAAGACAUUAUUUAUCAAACAACUAUUAAUCCUACUCUCUUCGAUUUAUCAACUGGUCGUGUUUUUCAUGCUGAAAUUCUGAGACAUCAAAUAUCAUUCAAUGUAAAUGAAAAUAAUAGCAAUGAAUACAUAAUGAAUUCUGAUGUUCUUCUCAUUGCUUUUCACCAUGCAGCAUUUGAUCGAGCAAGUACUUCGAUCUUUUUCAAUGAUCUAUAUUUAGCUUAUAAUACUAAUGCAAUAUCAAUAGAAGAUGAUGAAUCAUUGCAAUAUAUUGAUUAUAGUAUACAUGAACGUCUAAUUGAUAUGACAACAUCUCGUGAAUUUUGGUAUUUACAAUUACAAGGAUACAAUUUGGAAAAGCGAUUAUUAUUACCAGUUGAUCGACAUCGUUUGUCUAAUGAUCACCGAUCGAGUUCUGCUUCUGUCACUCAAAUCUCUUUUGAUAACGAGAUUUCACAAUCAUUUCUUGAUUAUGCUUCUAUACAUCAUGUGACACCAUUUCAGUUGGGUCUAACUAUAUUAUAUGCUUUUCUUUUCAAGUUAAGUCAUGGUGAAAAUGAUUUGUGUAUUUCUUGUCUUAAUGCUAAUCGAUAUAGAACUGAGCUUCAGAAUAUAAUGGGAAUGUUUGUUUCAACAUUACCAUAUCGUCUUCAACUUGAUCGUCAUUGUUCAUUUGAUGAUCUUGUUAAAUAUGUGCAAGAAAAAUGUUUAUCAAUUCUUGAACAUUCUCAUUAUCCACUCCAACAUAUUCUUGCUAAUUUACAUAUUAACCAAUCAAAUAUUUCAUUUCUCGAAACAGUGUAUGACUUUAUAACUGUAUCGUCACAGAGCGAUGAAUUAUCUUUGGAUGAAGCAAGUUUCAAACAAGUGUUACUGGAACGAUCGUUUGAAGUGGCUAAGUUUGAUUUUAUAUUAAUGUUUGCCUAUAAUCCAGUAUUGGAAAAUAAUAGAUUAUCAUUUCGUUUAACUUGUUCACAUGAUCUGUUUGAUGAGAUCACAGUUAGAAAUAUAGGUCGAAGAUUAGAAUAUUUUUUUCAACAACUAUUUUCAUCGAAUGAAACUAUUGAUCGAAUCGAUACAUGUGUUACAUCUGUCUUGAAAAUUAAUCUUAUUCUACCAGAAGAAACUCAAGAAAUGGAAGAUGUUAUCUUUUGUCGACAAUCACAUAUUAUAAACGAAGCACCAGCAUCAUUUGCACAAAUUCGACUAUGCAAUAAUGAAUCUAUUCAUUUCACUCCUCACAUAUCACAAGUACCAAUCUACAAUAUACCUUUUGUUUAUUCUCUGUACUUGUAUCAUACUUUAUCAAUAAAACAUCUCCGUCAUGCUCUCGAACUAAUAGUCACAAAACAUGAAUCUCUUCGAACAUCACUCAUAUUUCAUACACACACCAAUCGAUUCAUGCAACAAAUCAUUGAUAUGAAUGAUAAUAACAGACAACUAUUUACAUUUAUUGAAAGCAUCUAUGAAACAGAUAAACAACUUCAUGAGAUUUUCCACGACGAAAGAUAUAAUCCUCAACUUUUCGAUCUUACUCAAGGUCUUGUCUUUCGAUGCCAUCUUGUUUACUACAAACAAAUUUCUUCGGAUCAUCUUCUUUCUCACAAAGAUGUACUUAUCUUCAACUUUCAUCAUGCUCUAUUUGAUUUUCCAUCAAUGAAUAUCUUUCUUCAUGAUCUCAAUCAAGCAUAUACAACAGGUCAACUACCUCUCAAUAAUGACAACACUAAUCUUCGUUAUCUCGAUUAUGCUGUUAUUGAACAACAAAUGUCAAUGACUAGUGCAAGUAUGUUUUGGCUUGAUGCUCUUCAUGAUUGUAAACUCGACCAACCUUUAUCAUUACCAUUUGAUCGGUAUCGCCUCACAAAUGAACAUCGAACUGGUCGUGGAACAUCGAUUUGUUUUGAUAUUGGUCAAGAUCUCUCACAUGACUUUCUUAUUCAUGCAUCAUCAAACAACAUAUCACUUGAAUAUCUCACAUUUGCUAUUUAUUUCAUCUUUCUAUUUAAACUAACUAACGGACAAACAGAUCUAUGUAUUUCUAUGAACAUCAAUAAUAAUCGAUAUAGAGAUGAACUCAAAUCAAUCAUUGGAUUGUUUGAGAAUAUCAUUCCAUUACGGUGUCAAUUAGAUUCUCAAUGGUGUUUUCAUCAACUACUCAAACAUGUCCGAGAGGUAACAACAAAUAGUAUGAAAUAUUCAUAUUUCCCUGUUCAACGUAUUCUCAAUCAACAUCCACAUAUCUCAAAACAUGCGUUUUUGGAUACAUCUCUGGAAUUUAUAUCAUACAAGAGUCACAAAGACAACGAUGUCGUUAUGAUUGGUGACUCUCAAAUUGUUCCAGCAUCUUUUUCAUUUAACAGUAAUAAUUAUGAAAUUUUAAGUGCAUUAGACUUCUCUCUUUCUGUUUAUCAUGAUAUGAACAUCAAUCAACUGUCAUGCACAGUCAAUGCAUCACUUGAUUUAUUUAAUGUAGAAACAGCUGAUAAGAUAUCUCAACGAUUUUAUUCAAUCUUGAAACAAUUAUUUAUGUUUGUUGAUAAUCAAAUGAAUAAAUCAAUCUAUGAAAUAUCAUUUACAUUACCAAAUGAAAGAUUACUCGUGCAAUCAUUGAAUAAUACUCAAAUAUCAUUUCCAUCUCCUCUCACUUGUAUUCAUCAUGAAUUUGUAUAUCAAGUAAUGAAACAUCCACAAAAACUAGCUGUU
Messenger RNA from Adineta steineri, 4197 nucleotides. NCBI's taxonomy places the organism in Eukaryota, Metazoa, Rotifera, Eurotatoria, Adinetida, Adinetidae. The record is from the annotation of a GenBank genome assembly.